This is a messenger RNA of Eurytemora carolleeae, 3482 nucleotides long. RefSeq names its product latrophilin-like protein 1. The record is from RefSeq and is a predicted model, not a curated record. Gene Ontology annotation, biological process: adenylate cyclase-activating G protein-coupled receptor signaling pathway; cell surface receptor signaling pathway. NCBI's taxonomy places the organism in Eukaryota, Metazoa, Arthropoda, Copepoda, Calanoida, Temoridae. The transcript is spliced from 37 exons. Gene Ontology annotation, cellular component: membrane. Bases 33 to 3401 code for a protein of 1122 amino acids. Gene Ontology annotation, molecular function: G protein-coupled receptor activity.
CAAGUUAAAUCAUUUCAAACCAAUAAAAAAACAUGAAUACAUGUUUAAGUUGCAGGAAAAUGAAAACAAAGAAAAUGUAUACUUUCGUAAUUUUCUUCUUUAGAUUUCUCGGACUUCAAGCAAGGGAAGUUGCUGUGAUUCUCGGAGGAGUGAAUAAUAAAGGAGCUCAUCUUGAGAUACCUGAAAUAUAUUCACCAUGGCCUUCAGAUUCCUGUGUAACUGAUAUUUUACUUCCUCGACACCCUAGCAUGGAAUAUGCUGCAGCAGUAUACCUUGAGAAUGCUGAGAUGUUGAUUCUGUGUGCCACUUCGAAAAGGAACUGCUAUUCACUCACCAAAGGCGAAGUACAAUGGAAUUUGCAUUCAGGAUUCCCGGACGAUUCAAAAUAUGGAAAUUUAUUCUCUUGGACAGCACCGGGGGACCUGAAGCUAUGGUUUCUGGGUAAUAUCCCCAGGAUUCAGAGAGAAUUUUUUGUUUAUCAACAGUACUGGGACAGAACUAAUACAACAUUUGAUGAUGCAGCAGAAUAUUGUUCAGUAAAGCUUAAUUUGGGCGGCAGUGACCAAAUUGUGAGCAUGGGUGGAUUAAUUGGGUGGUCUAACAACUAUUAUACAAAAACAAGAUUCUAUUGUAAAGAUCAAAAUGAUUUUACUUGUCCAGGCGGUAAUGGUUUGGAGUAUAGUUGGAAAGAACCAGAUAUUGAACUAGGAAAGGUAGAUGGAACUUCAUGUACGAGUUUUACUCAUAAUACUCAUGGAACCAGUAUACUUCUUACAGGUCGGUCUCCUGCUCAAACUGAUAAUAUUGUUAAGGUGUUCUAUGUAGAAGAGUGUUUUAAAGGUAAUGUAAGUAGCUGUGUAUGGUUUAGUGUGGCUGAUUUCGAAUAUAGUCUGAACAGGGCUGUCAUGACGACAGUGGACGAUUUUCCAUUCAUCUUCGGUCCUGAGUUUUCUACUGGAGUUCGAUUAUUUAAUUGGCAAUAUGGAAACAGCUGGACAGAAUACCCGCCCAUGAAAAUUGCAAGAGGUAAACACACAGUAGUUCCUGUUCCAAUAUCUUUCUUUACAAAUUGUCAAGAGCUUUCAACCAAUUCAACAACAACACCAAUAGAACGGACAACAACCGUAGAAGAUAUAACAACAACAACAAUAACAACUACAACAACAACAGCAACAACAGCCACAACAACAGCAGCCACAACAACAGUAGUCACAACAAUAACAGCCACAACAACAGCAGACACAUCCACAGCAGCAACAACAACAGCAGCCACAACAACAGCAGCCACAACAACAGCAGCCACAACAACAGCAGCCACAACAACAGUAGCCACAACAACAGCAGCCACAACAACAGCAGUCACAACAACAGCAGCCACAGUAGUCACAACAACAACAACAACAACAACAACAACAAACUCAACUUCAACAACAACUGCAGAAGAUAUACAACCUGGGAUAUGCACUGGUACAGAUAAAAGAGGGAUAGCUUGGACAGCAGAAUAUAAUAAAAAUGCUUACAUGGCUUGUUCCGAAGAUGAUUUUGAGUCUGGAACAGCAUAUUGGUUUUGUAACGGAUCCACUGGAGAAUUCCAGACUGAACAACCUGAUCGAUCAUCUUGUUCUAGUCCCUGGAUAGAUGAUAUACAGGACCAGCUAGAUGGUGGAUCUGAGACUGCUGUAAACAUUUCUGAGAAAAUAAUGGAAAAAAUCUAUGAUGGAGAAGCAUUAGGAGGCGACCUUAUUUUUCUGACUGAAAUAUUAUCUGAGCUGAUAAUCAGGCAUGGAAAUGAAACAAAGUUGGGUGAUAAAGAAGAUAAUUUCUUAGAAAACCUUCUGAACAUUAGCAAUGUGCUCAUGAUGGAUUCUCUCCCAUGGAAGGAGAUUUCAAAUGAUUCUGUCAGAUACCAGGCAUCAUCAAAUAUAGUUUUGGCAGUACAAUCUGGAGGAUAUCAAUUUUUGGAUACAUUAUCAGCUAAUGAAUGCCAGAUUUUCUCACAAGAGUAUCAUGAGUUGGAGAAGAUUAAACUUAUGCUAAAUACAACUAAACAUGUCAACGAUUGCUACAGAAUGCCGAACUCUACAAUAUGUCUGCCAUCAGCUGUUUCAGCUGAAUUAACAGCUGACUGCUACCAUGUGGUGUCAGUAAAUUACCUGGACAUUCAGAAUAAUGAGACUGCCAUGUUUCCUGAACAAAUUGGACAUGAGUCUACAAACCACCUCUUUAAUAAUAUUAUUGGACUAACUAUAAAUAAUGAUACAGAAAAAAUAGUGAUAAAUCAGACCCAAGGAAAUGAACCGGUGCAAAUAUUCUUCUAUAAUAUUGAUGAAAAGGCAGGACAAGAUGCUGUUUGUGGCUUCUGGGAUUUUGAUUCAAAGAACUGGUCUCAACAUGGAUGCUCUCUGAAUUUGAAACUAUCCAAAAGUGGUGUUAUUGUUUGUGAUUGCUAUCAUCUCACUCACUUUGGAAUUUUCAUGGAUUAUUCAGGAAAAGGGCGAGUAAGUCAUUAUGAUUUUACAACUGCAUCCCAGGUUGGAUUAUCUGUGUCUAUUAUUAGUAUUGUUCUCACAGAGAUUCUUCUUCUGCUUGUCAAUAAGACUGCGAAAUGGACAGAUAAACGAUUUGCUGAAUUUCAAAGAAAUGUUUGGCUUCUGCUCGGUCAAUUUUCCUUUCUUGUGCUGGUGCCCAUGGCCUCUGUUGUGUCCAACACUGUUUGUGAAUCCUUUGGGGCACUUACUUUACUCUUUUGGUCACUUUUCUUCACUUGGUCAGGAUUAGAGGGAUUCAUUUUAUACCGCCAAAUAUCAUUUCCGUUUGAAACCAAGCACAUUAACAAAAUUAUCCUAUGCAUGAGCUAUGCUGUUCCUUUGGCAUUAAGUUCUGUUCUGUUUAUGAUUUCAAAUUUUACAGAAAGUAAAAUGUUCAUAAGACAGGAAGCGGAAGAGGAUGAGGAAAUUGGACACCAUGAGGGUGAGGUGACCGGUGUGUGCUGGUUGAACUCCGACUACAUCUGGAUCUUCAUCUCCUUGAUCUCCCUGAUACUCAUCUUCAAUCUUUUUGUUAUCAUGAAGGCGGUGGCGGUAGCCUAUCAAUCUGCUAUCUUUAGGAAACAGUCAAAGGAAAUGUCUCUUCUCUCCUCAAUGAGAAAUAUUCUCAUCCUCUGUAUUAUCCUGUGUUCUGGCUUUCUUGUAGGACUCAUCCCAUACUCAGAGCCUCAACAAUGGGUGUUCCUUCUACUCAAUUCCUUCAGUGGAUUCUAUAUUUUUCUCUACACAUGCUUUCUCUGUAGAAGGAAAAUGCAAGAAAUGCUGAGAAAAAAUAGAUUAUAUGGAUAUUCUAAAAGCUUAAAUUCAGCGAUGAGCAUGAAUACCACUGUGCACAGGAAAGGGAAGGACUCCUGAAAUAGUAAUGAUACCGUUGUGUAGAGAAAAUGACCAAAUUAAGUAUUUUUAAUCAAAUAAACAAAUAUAAUAUUUAUAAUA